CAGGGGGCGCCACACUCCAACUGCAGGGCGAAAAGCACACAUGACAAAAGCAGUAGGGAGGUCCACCAACAAACAACCCCCCCGGGAAGCACAUUCACUCAUUCCUACAAACGCGAAACCCAAAUGGGCAAUCUUGUCGUCGUCAAUUUUACUUGCCCUUUCCUUCGCCAACCCCUCCGUCCCACUCCUCCCCCCAGACAGAAACCAAUACUACAGUCAUUAUCGCCCACAUUCUUCUCUCCUAUUUGCGAAAAAAGAAAAUCAGAACGAGUGUCGCCCCCGCCCCCUUAUUUUUGCAGAUUUGCGGCACCCCCGGAAACCACCCUCGACGUACCCGCAGAAAUGUUGCUCCUGACGUUUUUGGCCAUCCGGCACCGGGGCCGCCGAGAAGUUGGGAGGGAGGAAAGAACGGAGACCCACAGACCUCUUACGCAGGGCGGGAACGGAGAGGGCAGGAGUAGAGAAGCCGGUUGGGAGGGAAAUCAUGUGUCAGUUCGAAAAACGGACAUACAAACAGGCUGCCUGCUCUGCAGACAGGACUGUUGGGGGCGACGGCCGUUCACCAAGCCCUACCACAAGAGGAAAGGGGGGAGGGUCUGGGCUGCAGCCGCUUCUCCCUCGGCUGGCGAUCAAGGAAAACGGGUCACUCUCUUGGCGGUUAUACCAUACAUAAUACACACAGCAAGUCGCGGGUUUGGGCGUGGUUGGGCUCUGUACGAUAAUUAGGGGGCUCGGCACAACAUGACACCAGAAUGGACAGACAGAUGGAGAAUAGACUCCCCAUACGCCAGUGCAUAGAAUCAAGCAAAACAAGCUGGUCACGA
Messenger RNA from Phialemonium atrogriseum, 824 nucleotides. RefSeq lists its product as uncharacterized. The coding region runs from base 124 to 726 and encodes 200 amino acids. The transcript has a single exon. The record is from RefSeq and is a predicted model, not a curated record. Lineage: Eukaryota; Fungi; Ascomycota; Sordariomycetes; Cephalothecales; Cephalothecaceae.